GCAGAAAUGUAUGCACGAUAACCCCGCUUGUGUAAGAUUAUAUAUUCAAAUCUGUAUGAGUUAGAUUCUAAAGCGAACAUGGUAAAAAGUAAGACGUUUUGACGGCUAAGGAAGGUGACAGUACCGGCUUUUGCCUGGCGUCAGUGAAGCAGUAAUCCCCCCGGUUUCUGAGGAAAUGGACUCUUCCAAGUACCUGCUUCGCGUCGUUGUUUGAUUGGGAGAGCUGCCAGGUCAAGCAGACGAAACCAGGAAGUCAUGGCACUGUCUCCAACGCGUGUUUUGCAGUUAUGUUUGGUGUCUUUGCUUGUAAUUGCAGAAUGCUUUGCGAAGAACAAAGACCAAGUUCAAAUUGUUGUCGAGAGGAUGCCAGAGGACUGUCCCCAGGUGGCAGGAGAUGGAGACCAAGUGACAGUACAUUACACUGGCUACCUAGAAUCUGGAGCAGUGUUUGAUUCAUCUGUCCAACAGAAAAGAGAUCCAAUAGCAUUUGUCCUGGGGAGCCAUCAGGUUAUUCCAGGCUGGGAAGAAGGACUUCAAGGGAUGUGUGUUGGUGAGAAGAGGAAAUUAGUCAUACCACCAAAUCUGGCUUAUGGGCCCAAGGGUCAUCCACCUGUCAUACCACCUGAUGCCACUCUGACCUUCGAGACUGAGCUAAUAAGUCUGAAGAAGAAGUCCGCAGAUGAGUCCAUUCUGAAAACACUCCAGUUCUUGGCAAUGCCAGCUCUGGUGGUUUAUGUUCUGUAUUACCUCUAUGACAAGUACAAGAAGGAGACCGCACAAAAUACGUCUAAAAGUGACAAACCUAAAGGAAAGAAGAGGAGGUGAUGUUUUUUUAACAAAAAUAAAAUGUGUAUUUUUAUACAUUUUAA
Molecule: messenger RNA, 869 nt
Organism: Haliotis rubra (blacklip abalone)
Lineage: Eukaryota; Metazoa; Mollusca; Gastropoda; Lepetellida; Haliotidae
Product: FK506-binding protein 2-like
Exons: 6
Coding region: 256-825 (189 amino acids)
Biological process (GO): protein peptidyl-prolyl isomerization
Molecular function (GO): peptidyl-prolyl cis-trans isomerase activity
Source: RefSeq, a predicted model, not a curated record